Symphalangus syndactylus (siamang) is the source of this 6719-nucleotide messenger RNA. RefSeq names its product zinc finger FYVE-type containing 28 (gene ZFYVE28). NCBI's taxonomy places the organism in Eukaryota, Metazoa, Chordata, Mammalia, Primates, Hylobatidae. Gene Ontology annotation, cellular component: early endosome membrane. The record is from RefSeq and is a predicted model, not a curated record. Gene Ontology annotation, biological process: negative regulation of epidermal growth factor-activated receptor activity. Gene Ontology annotation, molecular function: metal ion binding.
UCGGGCCGGACGCCCCCCGCGUCGCGGCCUCUCCCUUCCCCAGGACCGCCCGUCCGCCCUACGAGACGGACCCCCUUUCCCUGUCCGUGGCCGGCCUCUUCCCCCACAGCCGACAUCCUUCCCUCCAUUCCAAGACUUGGACAGAUCUUCAUCGCCCUGUCCCUGGAGCGGAUCCGAACCUCCCUCCCCGCUUCCUAAGCCCGGGUCCAGGACUGACCCUCAUGCUCCUCCUCUCGGGCCGGGGCGCACUUUCCCUUCCUCUCUAUCCUGGGCCACAACGGCCCCUCUCCCUCCUCAUCCCGGUCCUGGACGGUGCCCUCCUACACUUCGUGGUCCCCAGCCCGCGGGCCCGGAUCAGACCCCCUACUACUUCUCCGUCUCCCCUCCCUGCACCAGGGAUGCCCCCUCAUUCCUCUCCUGCCCCCACCUCCAUUGUCCUGGGCCCGGAGUAGACCUCCCUCCGCACCCCAGAACAGACCCUCUCCCCACUUCCCCAGGUUCUGAGAGAACCCACAUUUCCCAAUCCCUGGGUCCAGGGCAGAUCCGUCCUUCCAUGUCCAGAGAGGAUCCUGAUGGAGCUGCCAACGGCCUCCCUUCCCGAACCAGGACUGACCCACACCUCGGCCCAGUUCGCGUCCCCUCCCUUGUCCCCAUCCUUGUCCCUUCCCCACCCACGUCCUCUGGAAUCCGGGACAGGUCCUCCGCCCGGCCCUUGGGGCGAGCGCGCCCGUGGCCAGCAGCCUCGGCGGGGCGGGAGGUGCGGCUCUCCAGCCGGCGCCCGCGCCCCUCCUAGCGCCGCGGGGUCGGGGUCCGGGCGGCGCGCCCCGUGCCUCGGCGGCUGCGCCAGUCGCACUGCGGGCGCUGCGUCCCCGCCGCCCGCCUGGGGCUCGUGUCCGCUGCAGGCGGAGCAGGGCCGGGCGCGCUCGGCGGGGGGUCAAGGCGCGGCGGUGUUCGGGAUCCCGGCGCAGGGUCCAUGGUGCAUCUGGACGUCGGAGGGUGGCACCCUGGGGCCGGCGCAGCGGGGAGACCCGGGCCCUGAGAUCUCGGGGGAGGGCACGGCGUGGGUGGGGUCACCGCGGCGACCAGGGGCGGGAGUGGGGCCAGGGCUGCGUCGGGUCAGCUCGGACGUCCGAGGCCACCGCGUUGCCGACCUACCCCUCCUCCCUCCGCUGGCCGCCUUUCUCCGUCCAGCGUCCGCGGCCGCCGCCUCCACCGUGGGUGAGCUGUCACGGCGGAGGUUUCCUGAAAUCCGUGCCUCGCGUGCGCCCAUUCCAGGAAGGCGGGAGAGGUCGGAUCCGCAGCUGCUUGCCCGGUUCUACUAUGCCGACGAGGAGCUGAACCAGGUGGCCGCGGAGCUGGACAGCCUGGAUGGGCGGAAGGACCCCCAGCGGUGCACGCUGCUGGUCAGCCAGUUCCGCUCCUGUCAGGAUAAUGUGUUGAACAUCAUUAACCAGAUCAUGGAUGAGUGCAUCCCCCAGGACCGCGCCCCCAGAGAUUUCUGCGUCAAGUUCCCUGAGGAGAUCCGGCAUGACAACCUGGCCGGCCAGCUGUGGUUCGGUGCCGAGUGCCUGGCCGCCGGCUCCAUCAUCAUGAACCGGGAGCUGGAGAGCAUGGCCAUGCGCCCGCUGGCCAAGGAGCUGACGCGCAGCCUGGAGGACGUGCGGGGCGCCCUCCGCGACCAGGCGCUGCGGGACCUGAACACCUACACAGAGAAGAUGAGGGAGGCGCUGAGGCACUUCGACGUCCUGUUCGCCGAGUUCGAGCUCAGCUACGUCUCGGCCAUGGUGCCUGUGAAGUCUCCCAGGGAGUACUAUGUGCAGCAGGAGGUCAUCGUGCUCUUCUGCGAGACGGUGGAGAGGGCCCUGGACUUCGGGUACCUGACCCAGGACAUGAUUGAUGACUACGAGCCGGCCCUCAUGUUCAGCAUCCCCAGGCUGGCCAUCGUGUGUGGCCUCGUGGUCUACGCGGACGGACCCCUGAACUUGGACCGCAAGGUGGAAGACAUGUCCGAGCUGUUCCGGCCCUUCCACACGUUGCUGCGGAAAAUCAGGGAUUUGCUGCAGACGCUGACGGAGGAGGAGCUGCACACGCUGGAACGGAACCUCUGCAUUUCCCAAGACGUGGAGUUCCCUAUCCGCGCAGACGUGCAAGGACCCGCUGCCCUGGCGCCCGCCCUCUCUGCCCCUCUCCCUCCUGAGGGGCCACUCUCAGCCAAGGCCAAAGACCCGGAUGCAGAGCUGGCCUGCUCCAUGCAGUACGACGACCAGGAGCUGGAGCAGCUCAGCCGCAUGGUCCACAGGGCAGGGGACGAGAUGUCCUCUUUGCUUUCACCGCCCAGCGCCUGCCAGUCCCCAGCGCACAGACCGGGAGCAGAGGGCAGCCCAGGCGGGGAGGCGUCUCCAGGUAGAGCGCGCCUGCGGUCGGGCAGUGACGAGGAGGAGCGCGUGUUCUUCAUGGAUGACGUGGAGGGGACGGCAGAAGCCCUGGCCAGGCCCGAGUCUCCAGGUGGCCCAUUUGGGUGGGCAGGCAGUACCCGGGCCGACCCCCAGGAGAAAGGGCAGGGUGGGCCAGGCGGAGCAGUGGGGGUCAGCGUGCCCGCCUCGGAAAAGGAGGACUUGAGCAACAACAACAACCUCGAGGGCGAGGGCACAGGUGGGGCCAGCCUCGCGGGCACCAGCUCCUGCAGCUGCCUCGACUCGCGGCUGCACCUGGACGGCUGGGAGGUGGGUGCGGAUGACGCAGAGACGGCUGAGAUGAUCGCCCACCGGACAGGGGGCAUGAAGCUCUCAGCCACGGUCAUCUUCAACCCCAAAUCGCCCACUUCCCUGGACUCUGCGGUCGCCACCCAGGAGGCCGCCUCAGAGCCCGUGGCCGAGGGGAUGGAUGGCGGCCCCCACAAGCUUAGCACUGCGGCCACCAACUGCCUUCUGCAUUCCUGCGUGUGCUGUGGGAGCUGCGGGGACAGCAGGGAGGACAUGGUGGAGCGUCUGCGGGAGAAGUGCAGCCCGGGAGGCGUCAUUGGUGCCUCGUACGCUGCCGGCUUAGCCAAGGCCAGCGACAGGGUCCCUGAGAGACAGGAGGAGGCGCCCCCGCCCUCAGAAGAUGCCUCCGACGGGCGGGAGCCCAAAGCCCCCACUUCCAACAAGUGCCUGCCUCACACCUCAGGUUCCCAGGUGGACACAGCGAGUGGGCUGCAAGGAGAGGCUGGGGUUGCAGGUCAGCAGGAGCCGGAGGCCAGAGAGCUGCGUGCUGGGAGUCCCUCGGCUCAUGAGGCGCCUCAGCCCCUGUCUGACUCCAGCCAGAACCUCCAGUAUAACGUUGAAUGAAAACAAUGAAACAGGAUGAUUCUGCCUUAUUCCAAGCAUUCAGUAUCUACUGUUAAGUGUGAUUUGAGCUGUAGGAUUUUCACAGAUGCCCUUCAUCUUCUAAAAUAAAAAAGGAGUUCUCUCCUAUUCCUAAUUUGCUAAGAGGUUUUUUGUUGUUUGUUUUUUUAUCAAGAACAGAUGUUGGAUUUUCUCAAAUGCUUUUUCUGCAUUCUUUGACAUAAUCACGUGGUUUUCCUGUUUAGCCUGUUAAUGUGAUAAGUCACAAUGAUUGAUGUUCAGAUGUUCGGCCAGCCUUGCAAUCCUGGGGCAAACUGUACAUGGUCAUGAGGUAUUAUCCUUUGAAUUUACUGUUGGCUUUGAUUUGCUAAACUGCAGGAGGAUUUUGCAUCUGUCUGAGAGGACUGUCAGGCAGCUGUCUUCUUGUCCUGCCUUUUUCUGGUGCAGGAGCAUGGCUGUCUAGGAUGAGUUGGGGAGUGCUCCUCCUUUUCAGGUUUCUGGAAGAGCUUGUGUAGCACUGGCAUUAUUUCUGCCUGAAAUGUGAGAUAGACUUCACCAGGGAAGCCAUCUGGGCCUGGAGUUUUCUUUGUGGGAAGAUUUUUGACUACAAAAUCAACGUCUUUCUAGCAGACUGUCUGUUGAAUUAUCAUCUUAUUCCGUGAAUGGAGUUUCUUUGCUGCAGUGUCAAGUAAUCCGUCGACCCCGCUCCAUCCUCCUGACAUCCCCUCGGAGGCACUGACUUGUUAUCAGGCCCUCGAUGACCUGACCUGGCCCUCGCCACAGCCCUGACCCUGCAAUCGGCUUCCCUCGUCCCUGCCAAACCAGGGGACCUGCUUCUGGAUCCCUUGUGCCCUUCUAUUCCUGUCCCUGCCUCCCCUUUGGCCUAGCGUUGCCCUAUGUUGUGGCCUCCUUCCCUGUCCCUUUGGCAUGGAGCCACCAUCGUUCAGCCCAUGGCUGCCUGGACAAAGCUGUAGGGGGCUUUGCCAGCUGGGUCUCACUGAGUCCCACAGCUGCCUUCAAGGUGGGCAUCUCCAUGUCUGUGGCAUUCCUGUUCACUUCAUGGCUGGGCCAUCCCUUCCAACCCAGCUCUCCGGCCGCCUGCAGGACCCAUCCCGGGGUUCAGGCUGUGCCUCUCAGACUCUGCAGCAUGGCGUCCUCCCAGCCCCCCAUGCCAUGUCCCAGAGCACCUGGAUGUGACUGAGGAGCCUGGUUGGGGGACGUGCUGGCUCUAGGCUAAGUGGAAAGGAGGUGGCACUGAGGGCUGGAAGGCAGUAAGGCCUGGGAGGACGUGCUGGAGCCCGGCCCAUUGAGACACUCACAUCCCUGACUCUCCCUGCAACUCCUGCCCUGCAGCCCGGCACCCUCUGCUCCCCACCCCAGCUCCUUGGCCCAGUGCAGCCCCAUGGACUGGCAGGUGGCUGUCCAGCCUCAGCCUCCUAGGGCACAGAUGCCCCACCAAGGCAGGGUUCGUGUCCUCCACCAGCCAGGCGUGUGGGGACUGGGAUGGGCAUCGGCAGGUGUUGGGGGGCUGCCAUUCUGGGAGGGCUCCAGGAGAAGGAGCUGGGCAGAGUCCAGGCCUGUAGUGCUGCCCCUUGAGGUGCGGCUCUCAGUUCCCGCUCUCCCGACCCCGGGGCCCCCACCCCUGUCCCUCAGGACAGGUCUCAGUGAGGCACACAGCAGUGUCUGAGGUGGAGACAGCGGGGACCCAGGGCCACUUCCGGCCCUACUCCCUGCUCCUGGCAGCAUCAGGGAGCCCGUCAAGGGGUGGAAGCGGGGGCUUUGGCUGGAGCGGAGCCUGCUUGGUAAGCAUUAGCCCCUCCUCAGGGAGCCUGGAAGGGGAUGGGGCCUCCCCGUGGCCUGAGGAGGUGAGAGGGUGCCAGCCUCCUGCUCCCAGUGGCUCCAGGAAGCAUCCUCAAGGGUCGUUUGCCUCUGCCCCGUGGGACCGGGAAAAUUCCAGGGGGAACAGCCCCUUCCCGAGAGCCAAGCAUCUCCUCCCACCUUCACUGAGCUGAAUGCAAGAGGAAGCAGGUUUCAACCGCGGUGAUGCUGCAGCCGGAGACCAGGACGCCGUCCUCAGCCGAGUUGUGGCGGCUUCUGUUCAGAGAGCUUUUUAAAGCAGCGAAAGCGCCUGCAAGGUGCGAGACGAGAAGGGCGACAGGAGCUCCUCCCGCUCGUGUGCCGGGCCAGGAGCACACGUGCAGGCACUCUUCGCUAAUCUGCAUUUCCGCAUUUUUUAGGGUGCACAUGUAUUGCUUCUGUAAUUACGAAGAAAAACAUAAAGAAUAGCUUCCCAGACCAUAAUAAUAGUGGGAUCUUUUCAAGAGCUGGGCCGUGUCUAGGCCUGGGCCUCACUGUGUCCCCAGAGCCCAGAUCUUGGCCAGGCAGGGCUGGGCCGGGAGGGAACAGAUUAUGGCCCCCACCCCUCCCCACCACUGCUCAGCCUGCGCUUGGACUUAACAGGGGACGCAAGGGGCCAGGUGAGCACCCAAGGCGAUGCCCGGCCCCUGGCCCAGCCCUGGCCUGGCCUUUGCCCCACAGUAGGAGAGGGGUGAGGCCGUCCCAGAGGAGCUGACUUCUUGAAGGACCUGGUGAGCCGUGGACGUCAGCAGCUGCUGUGGGGACAGGGGGCAGGUGCGGUCGUGUCCUGCUCUGCUGCACCUGCCCCUACGGCCCCAGCUUUUGGAGACAUCUCCUAGGGGCCAUCAGUGAGUAGCGUUGCAUCCUCACGAGAGGACGAAGCUGGAGAGGGCCGACAGACGGGAGCUGUCAGGGUAGCUACGGGAUCAUAGAGGGGUCACCAUGACGACUGGCAAAGUGGCCCUUGGGGCGUGCAACCUGCCUGUCUCACCAGGCACCAUUGCACCUGAUCCUCUGAAGGAUCACACUUUGGGAGGCCAAGAGUUUGAGACCCUGUUCUGUAGCUGAGGAGACCCUACGUCCUCGGAGGAGGCAGGCAGGCUUGUGGUCACACACCUUCCAGGUGGGAUGGGCCUGGGGACUGCAUGGCCAUCCCCAUAUGGGCUGCUGUCUCUGGGCUCCGGGUUGCCAGCAUGGGCAGCCUUGGCCCCUGAGGAGAUCUUGCACGAGUCCCCUGGGGCACAGCCUGGGGCCCCGGUGACUGGGGGGUGGCUCUGACCGGGCCUGUCAUCACGCUGCUGGCUGAGGCCUGGCCCUCUGUCAGUUGUUGAGCUGGGCUGGCCUCCGCGAGGACAGCGGCUCCCUGGGCCUGUCCACUGUCUGUCUGUGUCUGUCGUCCCCCUUAGCCUCUGCAGAGUAUCCCUGGGGUGAGCAGUACUGACCACAGCCUGGCUCUCCCCCGUGGGUGAUGAGGAUCGGGGGGCUCAGGGGAACUCAGGUUCGCCGAGUUCUUCUGGACACCACCAUGAUGACUGACCA